GGUGCUUAGCUGGCAACUGGGCUGUGUCCUGAUUUCAUUGCCAGGCACUGGGGAUGUACCUGGAGGUGCCGUUUGCUAGGUGGCAGGUUCUGCAAACUCCAGGGACCUAUGUGCUCCUAGUCUCAUCCUGACUGGUCCCCAUCAUGCCCAGGAAGCUCUGGAAGCAGGAGCUGGCCAACAGCUCAGAUGUGACCCUCCCAGAUCGGCCACUGUCCCCUCCUCUCACUGCACCACCAACCAUGAAGUCUGCCGAGUUCUUCGAGAUGCUGGAGAAAAUGCAGGGUAUCAAGCUUGAAGAACAGAGGCCAGGACCCCAGAAGAACAAGGAUGACUACAUCCCGUACCCCAGCAUUGAAGAGGUUGUGGAGAAGGGAGGCCCAUACCCUCUGAUCAUCCUGCCCCAGUUUGGGGGCUACUGGAUCGAGGACCCAGAGAACGUGGGUACUCCGACGUCCCUGGGCAGCAGCGUUUAUGAGGAGGAGGAAGAGGACAGCCUGAGCCCAAACACAUUCGGCUACAAGCUUGAGUGCAGGGGUGAAGCCAGGGCCUACCGCAGGCACUUUCUAGGCAAGGAUCAUCUAAACUUUUACUGUACUGGCAGCAGCCUGGGCAACUUGAUCCUGUCCAUCAAAUGUGAGGAAGCUGAGGGCAUUGAGUACCUUCGGAUCAUCCUCAGGUCCAAAGUGAAGACCAUGCAUGAGCGAAUCCCCUUGGCUGGAUUGAGCAAGUUGCCCAGCGUCCCUCAGAUUGCCAAGGCUUUCUGUGAUGACGCGGUAGGGCUGAAAUUCAACCCUGUCCUGUACCCCAAGGCCUCUCAGAUGAUUGUGUCCUAUGACGAGCACGAUGUCAACAACACUUUCAAGUUUGGGGUCAUUUACCAAAAAGCCAGGCAGACCCUGGAGGAGGAGCUCUUUGGAAACAAUGAAGAGAGCCCAGCUUUCAAGGAGUUUUUGGACCUCCUGGGGGACACCAUCACACUGCAGGAUUUCAAAGGUUUCCGAGGAGGCCUGGAUGUGACCCACGGACAGACAGGGGUGGAGUCGGUGUACACCACUUUCCGGGACCGGGAGAUCAUGUUCCACGUCUCUACCAAGCUGCCCUUCACGGAUGGUGACACCCAGCAGCUGCAGAGAAAGCGGCAUAUUGGGAAUGACAUUGUGGCCAUCAUCUUUCAAGAAGAAAACACACCGUUUGUUCCAGAUAUGAUCGCGUCAAACUUCUUACAUGCCUACAUUGUUGUUCAGGCUGAGGGCCCGGGCUCAGAGGCCCCAUCCUACAAGGUGUCAGUCACUGCGAGGGAAGAUGUGCCUGCCUUUGGCCCCCCUCUGCCGAGCCCGCCUGUUUUCCAGAAGGGCGCAGAAUUCCGGGAGUUUCUGCUCACCAAGCUCACAAACGCAGAGAAUGCCUGCUGCAAAUCGGACAAGUUCGCCAAGCUGGAGGACCGGACCCGGGCUGCUCUCCUGGACAACCUUCAUGAUGAACUCCACACACACACUCAGGUCAUGCUCGGCCUGGGCCCGGAGGAGGACAAGGUUGAGAACGGGGGCCACGGAGGAUUCCUGGAGUCUUUUAAGAGAGCCAUCCGAGUGCGCAGUCAUUCCAUGGAGACCAUGGUGGGUAGCCAGCGGAAGCUGCAUGCUAGCAACAUUCCUGGCAGCCUCAGUGGGGGCAUUGUCCACAACAGCAUGGAGGUCACCAAGACCACCUUCUCACCUCCAGUGGCCGCAGCAACCGUGAAGAGCCAGUCGAGGAGCCCCAUCAAGCGACGGUCUGGACUCUUCCCCCGCCUGCACUCGGGCUCUGAAGGCCAGGGGGACAGCCGGACACGAUGUGACAGCGCCUCCAGCACUCCCAAAACCCCAGAUGGCGGACACACUUCUCAGGAGAUAAAGUCUGAGACCUCAUCCAAUCCCAGCUCUCCAGAAAUCUGCCCCAACAAAGAGAAGCCCUUCAUGAAGUUGAAGGAGAAUGGCCGCGCCAACAUCUCCCGCUCCUCCUCCAGCACCAGCAGCUUCAGCAGCACAGCAGGGGAGGGCGAGGCCCUGGAGGAGUGUGACAGUGGGAGCAGCCAGCCAUCCACAACCUCGCCCUUCAAGCAGGAGGUGUUUAUCUACAGCCCGUCCCCGAGCAGCGAGAACCCCAGCCUGGGGGCUGCUGCCACCCCCAUCAUCAUGAGCCGGAGUCCCACAGAUGCCAAAAGCAGAAACUCUCCGAGGUCAAACCUGAAAUUCCGCUUUGAUAAACUCAGCCAUGCUAGCUCCAGUGCGGGUCACUAAUGGGAAAGCGGAGUCCUCCU
Molecule: messenger RNA, 2296 nt
Organism: Acomys russatus (golden spiny mouse)
Lineage: Eukaryota; Metazoa; Chordata; Mammalia; Rodentia; Muridae
Gene: Rap1gap2
Product: RAP1 GTPase activating protein 2
Exons: 23
Coding region: 144-2276 (710 amino acids)
Biological process (GO): activation of GTPase activity; regulation of small GTPase mediated signal transduction
Cellular component (GO): cytoplasm; plasma membrane
Molecular function (GO): GTPase activator activity
Source: RefSeq, a predicted model, not a curated record